CCUUUCAGGUCAUUAAAAGAAAAACUUUCAGUUUCAGAGAAGAAAAUUAAAAACUAUUUAAACUCGCUAUCUUUUUAUUUCUGUUUUUAAAUACUCGUAAUUUCUGAUUUCACUUCUCUUUUCUUAAAUUUUCUUAGACUUUUUGUCCUAAAGUUCCUCUUUCUGCACCACAGCUGAUCGUCCUGUCCACCUCCACCUCCUCUAUCCCAGCAUCCUCCUGUGUCACACCAACCCUCUGCAUGUCCUCCUUCACUACAUCCAUGAACCUCCCCUGAGCUCCUCCUCCUGCCUCCACCCUGUCUCCUCUGUAGAUGUCCAAACCAGGUCAGCCUCUCCGACCCUGAGCGGUCCCUCUGAUGGACUCGUCCUGCUCACUGCUAAUUAAUAUCUGAACACUUCCAACAACUACACUGAUCUGUCAUAUUCCAUCCUCUCUAACUCUUUUUGGAUAAAGUGUGUUACAUGUAAACAUCUGAGAGCUCCGGUCCAAACUGAAGAAGCACAAACGGUGCUGACACCCUCACAGCCGGGGGCGCUGUCUCCCAAACUGUCACGGUCUUUUCUGUGACCCACGGUCCCUGAAUGCAGCAUGGGUAGGGCCUUGCUCCUUCCUCGGUGUGACAGUUUCCGGUUUGUGAGCGCUGUGUGUGUUUGUGUGUAAACACUCCAAAGUUUUUAAAUAAACGUCACAAAAACUCUGAAAUCACAGCAGCUUCCGGGAUGAACGCGCUCAUGAGGAGGUGUUUCUGGCGGCGGGUGGUCACGUGGAGAGGUCUCCAUGUGGGGGCGCCACUGACGACCUUCGAUGUGAGGAAGGUGGAGCUGACGCCGCUGGAGCAGCGCAAACUGACGUUCGAUUCCCACGCCAUGGUCACAGAGCUGCAGAGCAGCGGUUUUGAGAAGAGCCAGGCGGAGCUGAUCGUCUCAGCUCUGGUCACUCUUGCCACGGCCAACAUGGACGUCGUUUACAAAGACAUGGUGACCAAAUCCCAUCAGGAGAUCGCCCUGCAGCAGAUCAUGGCUCACCUGGACUCCAUCAGGAAGGACAUGGUGAUCCUGGAGAAGAGCGAGUUCGCUAACCUGCGAUCCGAGAACACGAAAAUGAAGCGAGACCUGGAGCAGCUGCAGAACCGGCUGAAGGAGGAGAGCAAGAAAAUCCUGGCAGAAACCAAACUCGACAUCAACCUGGAGAGGAGCCGGAUCUCCGACAUGUUCACUGAGCAGGAGAAGAAGCUGAUGGAGGCCACGUCAGACUUUCAUCACAAGAGAGCCGAGCUGGAAAAUGACAACAUGGAGAUCAACAGGAAGCUGGACCUGCAGGUGGCCUCACUGAAGACGCUGCUGGAGUCCCUGAAACUGGAGACCAUCCGCUACCUGGCAGUGGCUUCUUCUUGCCAUUCUUCCAUAUCUCCACAUAGAUUUGUGGAAUCCAUGACUUCCAGUUGUCCUGUGGACAGACUCUCUCUGAGCUGUGGAUUUCUGCAGCUCCUCCAGAGUGACCGUGGGCCUCGUGGAAGCUUCUGUGACCAGUGCUCUCCGUGCUCGGUCUGUGUCUCGCCACCCUCUUCUCCUGCCUCGCCAUCGCUCUGGGAGUCUACCGCCUCUGGAAGUGAACGAGCCGUGACUCGUCUUCAUCCACCACACAAAGUAGUUCCAGAAGAAUAAAACUCAUAUUUCAUCUCUAGUACGACAGAGUAAAAAUACUCAGAAUCAGCAACAUGUACUCAGAGUAUCCAAAGUAAAAGAACUCAGUAUAUACAGCAUACUUUUUUAUAUACCAGAAAAGGACCAGCACAGAGUAAAAGUACUCUAAAAGUACCCGAGUUACCAGCUGAUAGUACUGUUACUGAGGUAGAACUUUAAAUGAGUACUUUUACGACGUAGUUUUCCUGCUUCAGCUCAGAGUACAUGUGUGGAUGGAAAUACUUGAGUACUCUUCUGAGUACAUGUUGAGUGUGCCUGCAGUGAACAGACUCAAACACUAGUUUAAAUGUUUUUUAUAACUUGUCUUUAAACACUUUUGUUAAUAAAGUUUUAAUUUUGAGUUCAGAAAUAUAAACUCUGAUAUUUCUGGAGCCGCAGAAACAAAAACCAUCAGAGUGAGUUUGUGUUGAUCUGCUCUGAGGUCUGAAUAAAGCCUGGAAGAAAAA
Oreochromis niloticus (Nile tilapia) is the source of this 2150-nucleotide messenger RNA. It is a transcript of the gene ccdc90b, whose product is annotated as coiled-coil domain containing 90B. The coding region runs from base 721 to 1665 and encodes 314 amino acids. NCBI's taxonomy places the organism in Eukaryota, Metazoa, Chordata, Actinopteri, Cichliformes, Cichlidae. The transcript has 10 exons. Gene Ontology annotation, cellular component: mitochondrion. The record is from RefSeq and is a predicted model, not a curated record.